AUGGGCAAAUGCAACACUGCAACAACGGAGGAUGAUAGUAGCAACACUGCAACAACGGAGGAUGAUAGCAGCAACACUGCAACAACGGAGGAUGAUAGUAGCAACACUGCAACAACGGAGGAUGAUAGCAGCAACACUGCAACAACGGAGGAUGAUAGUAGCAACACUGCAACAACGGAGGAUGAUAGCAGCAACACUGCAACAACGGAGGAUGAUAGCAGCAACACUGCAACAACGGAGGAUGAUAGCAGCAACACUGCAACAACGGAGGAUGAUAGUAGCAACACUGCAACAACGGAGGAUGAUAGUAGCAACACUGCAACAACGGAGGAUGAUAGUAGCAACACUGCAACAACGGAGGAUGAUAGUUGCAACACUGCAACAACGGAGGAUGAUAGUAGCAACACUGCAACAACGGAGGAUGAUAGUAGCAACAUUGCAACAACGGAGGAUGAUAGUAGCAACACUGCAACAACGGAGGAUGAUAGUAGCAACACUGCAACAACGAAGGAUGAUAGCGGCAACACGUAUAGCAACUGUGCCGGAGCAGUAACUGUGCCGGAGCAGGAGGAAAGUUUGUUUAAAUGUUCCGUGACGGAGCUGCAGCAGUAUGUAGAGUCCGGCCCAAGUCCCCAGAUGGGGUCUCGGUCGACGGGGCGACGUCAGGAAGCAAUGGAGAACCGGUCGAUGAGUCCAGGGACUUAUUCUGGGCCUCGGUCGUGGAGUGGAGAUGGCAGUGGAGAGGGCAGUGGAGAUAGCAGUGGAGAGGGCAGAGGAGAGGGCAGUGGAGAUAGCAGUGGAGAUAGCAGUGGAGAGGGCAGUGGAGAGGGCAGUGGAGAGGGCAGAGGAGAGGGCAGUGGAGAUAGCAGUGGAGAGGGCAGUGGAGAGGGCAGUGGAGAGGGCAGCCUAGAGGGCAGUUCAGUCAUUGUACAAACGAAUUUAUGUGACAAGGACGAUGGUGUCACGUCUCUGGGUGACAAGGACGAUGGUGACACGUCGCUAAGUGACAGGAACGAUGGUGACACGUCGCUAAGUGACAAGGACGAUGGUGUCACGUCUCUAAGUGACAAGGACGAUGGUGACACGUCUCUGGGUGACAAGGACGAUGGUGACACGUCGCUAAGUGACAGGAACGAUGGUGACACGUCGCUAAGUGACAAGGACGAUGGUGACACGUCUGUAAGUGACAAGGACGAUGGUGACACGUCGCUAAGUGACAAGGACGAUGGUGACACGUCUGUAAGUGACAAGGACGAUGGUGACACGUCUGUAAGUGACAGGAACGAUGGUGACACGUCGCUAAGUGACAAGGACGAUGGUGACACGUCGCUAAGUGACAAGGACGAUGGUGACACGUCUCUGGGUGACAAGGACGCUGGUGACACGUCGCUAAGUGACAAGGACGAUGGUGACACGUCUCUGGGUGACAAGGACGAUGGUGACACGUCUGUAAGUGACAAGGACGCUGGUGACACGUCCCUGGGUGACAAGGGCGAUGGUGUCACGUCUCUGGGUGACAAGGACGAUGGUGUCACGUCUCUGGGUGACAAGGACGCUGGUGACACGUCGCUAAGUGACAAGGACGAUGGUGUCACGUCUCUGGGUGACAAGGACGAUGGUGUCACGUCUCUGGGUGACAAGGACGCUGGUGACACGUCGCUAAGUGACAAGGACGAUGGUGUCACGUCUCUGGGUGACAAGGACGAUGGUGUCACGUCCGUGGGAGACAAGGACGCUGCCACCAACAUGUCCCCAACACCGGAAUGUGCUCAAGAACAUAUGAACGUAGCACCGACGGAGCAGACGUGUUCGCACCGUCGGACCCGCGGCUUUAUGAGCCGCUGUUCCCAGAUUGUCACUCACGAUGUGGACCACUGUGGAUCACUGUGGACCACUGUGGAUCACUGUGGACCACUGUGGAUCACUGUGGACCACUGUGGAUCACUGUGGAUCACUGUGGACCGCUGUGGACCACUGUGGUACUGUGAACCACGACUGUGGCCAAUUUUGGGCCUGCAGGAUCAAACUCGAGCUCUUGGGCCCAGCAUUUCUAGCUGUCGGUUGUCUAAUGAAUGUCCCCCUGACCAAUUUCCCAGUCAUGUCUACUUUAACCUCUACAACCUGCUCCUUUAG
Molecule: messenger RNA, 2133 nt
Organism: Procambarus clarkii (red swamp crayfish)
Lineage: Eukaryota; Metazoa; Arthropoda; Malacostraca; Decapoda; Cambaridae
Source: RefSeq, a predicted model, not a curated record